AUGGACGUUCCUCGUUCCUUUCAUCAAUCUAACCCCAAAAUCAGCACAUAUUUUGAUAUUUUUUCCCGGAAUUAUCACCGAAGGAAAUCUAAAAUCAAGCAAGCAUACAAUUUUAUUUCCGCCGCCCAGCGGAAACUCCUCAUCGAAGCUUCCCGGCCAAACCAAGAGCUACGAUUAUUGGUUGGUCACGCCAAUUUAGUCGAUUCUCUUACUAAAUACCUCACCGAUAUUGAGAUCCGGGAACAAGAUUGGUUCAACGAUCUCCCGCGGUCGACAGCUAUAGUCGAAGACUUCAAUAAAAAUUCGGACGCUGGAGAUUUGGACACUGGAGGCUCGGAUACUGAAGAUUCGGAUACUGAAGAUUCGGACACUGAAGAUUCGGACACUGAAGAUUCGGACACUGAAGAUUCAUACACUGGAUAUUCAGACACUGGAUAUUCAUGUGAUCCACAGUCUGUUAUAAGUGAUAGAUGUGAGAGUCAACUUUCACUAUAA
Penicillium lagena is the source of this 495-nucleotide messenger RNA. RefSeq lists its product as uncharacterized. The record is from RefSeq and is a predicted model, not a curated record. The transcript has a single exon. Bases 1 to 495 code for a protein of 164 amino acids. Lineage: Eukaryota; Fungi; Ascomycota; Eurotiomycetes; Eurotiales; Aspergillaceae.